Labrus bergylta (ballan wrasse) is the source of this 1213-nucleotide messenger RNA. NCBI's taxonomy places the organism in Eukaryota, Metazoa, Chordata, Actinopteri, Labriformes, Labridae. The record is from RefSeq and is a predicted model, not a curated record.
UAUUAUCCCGCAUCGAUCAAACACACAUUGUUUACAGCAGUAAACGUGGACUAUAUGAACCAUGGAUGUAGUCUCAGUGAUGUCACACAUUGGAGUUAUGAAGCCUAACAAAUGCGUUCCCAUCUUGGAAAUGCUCUCCCCACCUAGCUUUUGAAAUCAUCAAGGUAACAGGUACAGAUUUGGAGCUGAGAGUGGGUUGAAGCUCUGAGACAAACGGGGUGGAGUGGGAUCGGUAUAAGUAGGCUUGUCAGGUGAUUAAAGGCGUGGGACCUGUUUUUGAAGCGCUGUUGUGUAAACGAACAGCCGAAAGGUUGGCCUUUUUGGAUGAAAUGGUUGUGGUGUAAACAGGGAUCUUAAUCUCUGCUGUCGUCUCUGUUGUUUGAGUUUCAGGUAUGUUGGUCUGGGUCCAUGUCCUGAGGUGUCUGCCUCUCCUGGCUCUCAUCGUUACCUUCUUCUGCAUCAACAGGUGGGCGACCAAAGCUCAGCAACCCACAUCAGAUCCUGGAAAAACACGCUCCACAGCCCAAAGAGUAGAAGAAGAAGAAGAAGAAGAAGUUGAAGGAGAAGAAGGAGAAGGAGAAGCAGAAGAAGAAGAAGAAGAAGAGAAGAGGAAGAAAUACGAGCAGAAUAUGACGAUGUAGAAUAAAUAACAAGCAAAAUUAAAAUUGAUUUAAACAAAGCUAUGAAAGACAAAAUAAUUAAAUUGUUUUAAUCACUUUAUUUCUAAAGAACCUGCAAAUUGCUAAACAAAACUUUAUUUGAUGCUGAUGUCUCCUCAGACAGUUUGAUGUUUUUCAAUGUAUGAUGCACAAAUAUAUUGUUGGUGAUGUAUUGGAUCGUUCGACCACUUUUUCUUAUCAAACAGUAAUUUUAUGAUACCUCUCUGAAAAGUGCAGGGGGGGCAAGAUACGGAAAAAUUGUUGUUGUUUUUUUGUAAUUUGAUGCCAUCAUCAGGAAGAGUAGGGAAGAAGGCGAAACUGCAGCAGUAAGUUAUGUCAUCAAGACAAACACCAUGUAUAAUGCAAAUGUCACAGUGAUGGAGAAAGUGAUGCAGGAAGUGAGAAUGUGCAUGGGUUGCAAGAGAGUCAGAGGGGGAGUGAUGAAAGCAUUCAUGAGAGGUAUAUAUAAUUUAAAUAUACAUAGUUUCAACAUUUGAUAUGUCAUCUUUGUGCUAUUUCUAAUAAAUGAUGGGGUUUCAGUGUUUGGAAAAUCA